GAGCUUCUAAUAUUUCACUUUUACGGUGCAGUGUCACGAAUCACUAAUUUGUGGUACACCUAUCGUGCUUUCAGAUAUUUUCAUCAACAUCGGAACUAUGAACCUAUAUAUCCCUACAGCACUGGUGUUAGCAGUGUUAGCGUCAGCAGAAGCAGGAUUUCCUAACUACGGGACAAGACAGCAGUUCACAGAUGGUAACAAUCCCGAUGAAUUCCUGUCAACUGGGAACUUCUAUACUCACGCUGACCAUAUUGAUCCUGAAACCGGAGAGAAGACCCCCGUGGAAAUUUACUUCUCGGCCAUCGACGGCGUAAUCAACCGUAAAGUCACCGUAAGGAACUUAAAGGACUCACGCCCACCCUCCGGAACGUUUUACAACGACGUUUUUCUCGUCGACCCCAAAACAGAGGCUCUGUUGACCCGGAAAGAUGAAAUGGGAGUUUAUUUCGAAAUCGAUAGUGAGGGAUUUCUGAUGGAUAGACAAACCAUAGAUUGGGGUGCCAUUGGGGCAUCUUCGUGGAGACGGCAGGACGGAGCAUGGCGAUGGUCCGAUGGAGGUCCCCGAGAACGCUCACAGACUGCGAGGGUUGCCUUCUGGGCACAGCGCCUCGACGAUGUAAUCGGGAACAUUCGUGUGAACAUCCAUUACAACAUCGUGAACGGCAUGGUGGACCCCAAACAGAGGGCAAAAAUAUACCGUAGGAACCUCCGUUUGCUCGAGCUGGACCCUUGAAAAUUUCCCCGCAUUUUAUCAUCAGAGGUUUAGAAAUCAUUGUCUAUUGAGGUUAUAUCGUCACCUACCGGCCAGAGUAUCACAAGCGUCAUGCGAAGUUUAAAAAUUUCCGCCGCAAUUUUAUUUUUUUAUAGAUAAAUCGUUGAUUGAAUCUGUUUCAAAAUUCUACUGAAUUUUAUCGGUAGCACAAAGAAAAUUCCAUUCAAAUUUUCGGACGUCUAUACUCAGCCGAGUAUCUGUACUCGUUUACGACUCUCACGGGGGCUUGACUGGAUUGACGCGGAAUCUCUUCCUACGAACUGAUCUCGCCUAGCAGUCUCCGGAUCAUUUUAUGUCAAAACGUGUGCACUUCCGCGACGCUGAAGCUCCAUGUCUAAACACAAACAAGCGCAAACUUCCGAUGGACCUAUCUCUACCGCUGGGCCUGGAAAUCCGUUAUUUCUCACGAGAACCCACGGCGCAAAGCACGCCUCAUCCAUGGAGUUGAGUAAGAGAAGCUAAGCCUGUAAGGUCUAUGGCGUUUCCACAACAAUAUGGUCAAAUUUUGACAGUUCAUGAAUUUUUUAAAUUUAUAAUGAGAACUGCUCACGAGCUCUCAAUAUUUUGGAGAAAAAUGACUCAUCAAAUCUAUAAAUCUCUCCUUGUUCCUUACUCUUCAAAUGCUCCUCAUAGGUAAUUUAAAUGUUAAAAUUUUAAAAAUUCUAUGUUUUAUAAUAUGCGGUUCAGCAUGAACGUUCGUUCAAGAACUAAAAUCCUAUUCCAUGAUGCAAGUCUUCACAGAGGUUUCAAGAGCAAUUAAUAAUUUUGUCUAAAAUUAGUAAAAGAAUCAGGUAACCAAAGAAACAAUCUAAGUAAGUAUGUUUGAUUGUUCACCCAAACUUUUAAUUAAAUGUCUAUUUUCUUGCGACGUAUGUAUGGAGAGCUCGAAGAAAACAUAUACUUUCAGAGAGAAUUAUUUCUCUCAUUGAAAUCUAAUAAUACUCGUACCUCCUUCAACUUAUUUAAACCCUCUCAUCUGUUGCUUUAAACUAGGAUUUUCUUUUCAAAAAUGUAUUUUAUCCUGGAAGGAAA
Messenger RNA from Bemisia tabaci, 1804 nucleotides. RefSeq lists its product as uncharacterized. NCBI's taxonomy places the organism in Eukaryota, Metazoa, Arthropoda, Insecta, Hemiptera, Aleyrodidae. The record is from RefSeq and is a predicted model, not a curated record.